Messenger RNA from Parastagonospora nodorum SN15, 192 nucleotides. RefSeq lists its product as hypothetical. The record is from RefSeq and is a predicted model, not a curated record. The coding region runs from base 1 to 192 and encodes 63 amino acids. Lineage: Eukaryota; Fungi; Ascomycota; Dothideomycetes; Pleosporales; Phaeosphaeriaceae. The transcript is spliced from 2 exons.
AUGUAUGCUGGGUUAGGCCUGUCCUUCAUUAUUCCUAUAGUCCAUGGGAUAUCAAUAUUCGGUUGGGAGACACAGAUGUGGAGGAUGAGUCUUGACUGGAUGGCGUUGAUGACAACAUUCAAUCUAACCGGCGGCGCACUAUAUGCCAUGCGGUCGAUCGUCAUUACCGAAUCCAAAGUUCUACUUGCUUAG